AAACACGCCAACCUCAACACGGCGCGCGAGGGCACAGUACCGCCCACCGCAGGCACGCGCGCACAAUGGACGACCGCAAGCCAGACCGUCUCAGCCUCUCCGACUCGGACUCGGACGCCCUCUUCGACGCCCCCGCCGCCCAAAAGAACCAGCCGUCCGCCCACGACACCGCCGACGACGGCGCUGCCCCCGGCAAGGCGCGGCCCAAGGAGUCUUGGUCCACGCAGGAGGAGCGCGAGGCCGCACUGCGCAAGGAGCUCGAGAGUGUGCGCAAUGUGAACAAGGUCAUCGAGGGCGUCGUGGAAAGCCUGCAGAAAGCCAAGAGCAACAUGGACACUGUGUCACGCACGGUAACCAACGCGUCGACCCUCCUGCAAACAUGGACGCGCAUCCUCUCCCAGACCGAGCACAACCAGCGCCUCAUCCUCAACCCUCAAUGGCAGGGCGCCACCCAGGACCUCGUCGACUUACAGGAAGAGGAAGUGCACAAGCAGCAGGCGGCAGAAAGAAGGGCCGCCGAAGAGCAGGCGCGCCGGGAGGCAGCCCAGAGGAAGGCCGAGGAGGCCCAGAGGAAGGCGGAAGCCACCGCAAAGCCCACCACGCGUGGCCGAGGCCGGGGAGGUGUGCGGCCACGCGGUGCGUCUACAUCAAGCACAGGCCAAUACAGCGUCAGCGGGCAGACAGCAAGGGGCGGGCUUAACCGCAGCAGUUCGACGAGCGGCCGGGCUGGCAGCGGCAUUGGGCGGGGACUGCGUGGCAGGGGCAGGGGCCUGGGCUGAGCGCGCGCCGAGUCGAGAAAGUGCUAUUCUGUACAUACAACAUGAUACCCAAAGCUGCAGUUGCGGCACCUCGU
This is a messenger RNA of Paraphaeosphaeria sporulosa, 853 nucleotides long. RefSeq lists its product as uncharacterized. The coding region runs from base 66 to 779 and encodes 237 amino acids. The record is from RefSeq and is a predicted model, not a curated record. Gene Ontology annotation, biological process: mitotic cell cycle. Lineage: Eukaryota; Fungi; Ascomycota; Dothideomycetes; Pleosporales; Didymosphaeriaceae. The transcript is spliced from 2 exons. Gene Ontology annotation, cellular component: mitotic spindle; DASH complex.